Messenger RNA from Glarea lozoyensis ATCC 20868, 2229 nucleotides. RefSeq lists its product as uncharacterized. Gene Ontology annotation, biological process: fungal-type cell wall biogenesis; transmembrane transport. NCBI's taxonomy places the organism in Eukaryota, Fungi, Ascomycota, Leotiomycetes, Helotiales, Helotiaceae. The transcript has 4 exons. The record is from RefSeq and is a predicted model, not a curated record. Bases 1 to 2229 code for a protein of 742 amino acids.
AUGUUACGGCAAUUUUCUACCUUUUCUGCCAUCUCCUUGUUUUUACUCGGAUCACUGCCGGCCAGAGUAUUCGCAGAUCAGAUCUUAGAAACCUCGAGCUUCACAACAUGUGACUCGGAUUCCAGCAUCACAGUCCAGGCGAUGGACAUUAAAUAUAACGCCGACAAGAAGGUGGUGACAUUUGAUGUGGCUGGGACGAGUUCGAAGGUGCAGAACGUUACAGCUGCAUUAACCGUAACAGCAUAUGGCACCGAAGUAUACCAAAAGUCCUUUAACCCUUGCGAAGCAGACACCUUUGUUGCACAGUUAUGUCCUGUCCCAGCAGGAACAUUCGCAGCAAAGGGCGAGCAAACCAUCCCAGAAUCAUACGCGUCCCUCAUCCCUUCGAUUACCUUUUCCAUCCCCGAUAUCGCCGCACAAGCUAAAUUGGAGUUGAAAGCACUUGAUGGGGGAAAGAAUGUGGCAUGUUUGACCUCGACCGUCUCGAAUGGAAAGACCGUCAAUAUACCAGCUGUUUCAUACGUUGCUGCGGGUAUCGUAGGUGCUGCUGCGGUCUUGACUGGAGCAUCUGCUAUUGGAGCUGCGGCCGCAGGUGGAAGUACAGCUGGAAGUGGAACUAUCAGUCCAUCCUUCACCGAGGUUUUCAUGGUCUUCCAAGGAUUUGCUAUGAACGGAAUGAUGUCGGUCAACUAUCCUCCAGUCUAUCGAAGUUUCACCAAGAACUUUGCUUUCAGUACUGGUGUUGUUCCAUGGAGGGCAAUGCAGGUUUCGAUUGAUAACUUCCGUGCAUCUACCGGUGGAAACUUGACAAACGAUAGUGUAGAAUUUCUCGAGAAAGCAACCCUGGUUUACGGCUCCUCGAACUCAACCACCAAACGCGAUCUUGCUCUUUUCGCCAGAGAUACCCUAACUACCAGCGCCAAUGCAACUGCUACCGAGAACGCAACUGCCACAACAACCGCAUCUGGAGUCGAGGCGACUGUUUCCGGUAUCAAGGCGUACGUCGAGCUCUUAAGCGUUCCAUCUGCAAACACAUUUAUGACCGUCCUUUUGAUCGUUGCUUGCGUCAUCGCCGCCAUUGCUGUCGGUAUCUUGUUGUUCAAGGUCAUCUUGGAAACUUGGGCUCUAUUUGGAUCGUUCCCUAAAGGACUUACUGGAUUCCGAAAGCAUUACUGGGGAACAAUGGCUCGUGUUAUUGUGCAGUUGAUUUUGGUCUUGUACGGUGUCUGGGUGCUUUAUUGCAUAUAUCAAUUUACCCACGGAGAUUCUUGGGCUGCGAAACUUCUUGCCGGAUUGACCCUCGCAAUCUUCACCGGAGUGCUUGGAUUCUUCACCUUUAUGAUUUGGAAGACCGCCCGUACCUUGAAGAAAUCCGAAGGAGAUGCCUCUGGAUUGUAUGAGAACAAAAGCCAUUGGCUGAAAUACUCAAUCUUCUACGACAGCUACAAGAAGGAUUUCUGGUGGGUAUUCAUCCCACUCAUCAUCUACAUGUUCGCCAAAGGAGUCGUACUUGCCAUCGCAGACGGUCAUGGAAUGGGACAAACUAUCGCGCAACUCGUCAUCGAAUGUCUUAUGCUUGGCCUUUUGAUCUGGAACCGUCCUUUUGAGAGACGAUCCGGAAACGUUAUCAACAUCUUUAUUCAGAUCGUCCGAGCAUUGACUGUGGCCUGUAUUUUGGUAUUCGUUGAGGAGCUUGGUGUUGCUCAAACCACCCAAACGGUCACUGGUGUCGUUCUCAUUGCUGUUCAAUCGGUUCUUGCUGGAGUUCUUGGUAUCUUGAUUGUUGCAAAUGCUCUCAUCAUGUGCUGCAAAGAGAACCCUCACCGUAGAAGACGCAAGGAAGCAGAAAAACUCAACCGUGACCUCGACAACCUCACUCCUCUGGAUGCCAGAAACAGUCUCCUCAUGGACCCAACUCAGCGUCCAAUGAAUGGUAAAUACGACCACGACUUCAAAAAUCCUCUCGUCAAGGAAAACAGCUCAGACAGCUUCAUGAACGAGCCAGCGAACCCUUACGCAGGAGCCACCCCACUUAGAUCAUACACCCCUCUAUCACAUCACCGAGCCACUUCUUCGGACGCCAGUCGUGAGCGGCUUGUCAGCAACGCGGCUCCGCUCGGUGGCGCGAAUGGCAGUCCACCACCUCAUGACCGACAACCUACAUUACCGAAUUUCAACCAACCGCAAGCGUAUGGUGGGGGAUACAGAGGUGUGAAUCAUGCUUAUUAG